AUGGCUGGUGGGAACGUUAAAGACCCGAAAUUAGACGGGACACGCGGGCGAGGCGCGUUAAAUGAGCUCACCAAUCCUAACCGUCAGGGAAAGCUCAAUGGGCUUGGGAAGGAGAAUAAGGCUGUCAUCGAGAAACCACUCGCAUCUGUACUAACAAACACUACUGCACACACUACCACAGCAGCUGCCACGGCAGCCCCCACAACAAAUGUUACCACAUCGACAACUGCAACAGCGACCACACGGACACGGCCAGCAUCCGCUGCAGUCCAGCAAACACAAACACAUCGCGUCAUCGUUAACCGUCCACUUUCUCAUCCCACCGCUCCAUCUGGUGCCAGGAUUUCGACUACUCGCCACCUUCAGCGCGAAUCGUCUGCAGCUGCAUCCGCUUUAUUCCGACCAUCUCAGACUCGUCUACGCGAAGACGAGGAGGAAGAUAACAUAUCAAGAAAGCGCCGAAAAACCCCCAUCAAUGCCUCGCGUUCAGUUGUUGCAUCAUUUCUCCCAGUGAACACCGUCGAAGUUCUCGCCCCAGCUGGCAAGGACCCAAUAGAAAUUACUGAGGCUGACGUCAAGGUCGCAGUCGAGGGAAACGCCACUGUGGCGUAUUCCAAUGCUGAGACUGAAGAACGUGAAACUAUCAGACUGCGGGGUCCACCUUCUCCAUCGCCAGAACCUGAUGAAAUCGAUUACGACUGGACACAGGCCAGUCCCGAAUCAGAAGCUCGUUAUGCAAAAGAGAUAACGGACAUCAAAGCCUCGUUUAAGGAUGAGGUGGAUGGGUGGGAUGUGACGCUUGUAUCAGAGUAUUCCGAAGAUAUUUUUGAAUAUAUGGGGAAGUUAGAGCUGGAGUCAAUGCCGGACCCUGAUUAUAUGGAGAAACAGAACGAAAUCGAAUGGACUCAGCGAGCGACUUUGGUUGAUUGGCUUGUGCAGAUCCACACUCACUACCAUCUCUUACCUGAGACCUUAUGGAUUGCUAUCAACAUCGUAGAUCGCUUCCUAUCCAAGAGAGUUGUCUCGCUAGUCAAGCUUCAGCUCGUUGGCAUCACUGCUAUGUUCAUCGCUGCAAAGUACGAGGAAAUCAUGGCGCCAAGUGUGGAUGAGUUCGUCUACGUGACUGAGGGUGGCUACUCGAGGGAAGAGAUCCUAAAGGGAGAACGUAUCAUUCUUCAGACUUUGAAUUUCCACAUCUCUGCGUACUGUUCGCCGUAUUCAUGGAUUCGACGUAUCAGCAAAGCGGACGACUAUGACAUUCAGACUCGCACACUGUCUAAGUUCCUCAUGGAGGUUUGCUUAUUUGAUCAUCGCUUCUUACGGGCGAAGCCCAGCAUGAUUGGUGCGAUUGCCAUGUUCACUGCUCGGCAGAUGCUGGGAGGUGAUUGGAACGAUGCUUUUGUUUAUUAUUCUGAGUACACUGCUGAGCAGGUCUCACCCGGAUGCGAGUUCAUCCUCGAGACUAUCGCUUCCCCUGGCUUUGACAAGCUUCACAUUCAUCGCAAGUAUUCGCACAAGCGUUUUCUGAAGGCAAGCUCGUUCGCGCGGAAUUGGGUGGUCAACCACUGGAAUCCUGAAGCGGAAGCCACAGUCAAACCUGCCGUCCCCAUGCGCAAGCCGCAAGACAUUGACAUGGAUAUGGACGGACAGUGA
Messenger RNA from Cantharellus anzutake, 1653 nucleotides. RefSeq names its product cyclin-like protein. Bases 1 to 1653 code for a protein of 550 amino acids. The record is from RefSeq and is a predicted model, not a curated record. Gene Ontology annotation, molecular function: cyclin-dependent protein serine/threonine kinase regulator activity. The transcript has 4 exons. Gene Ontology annotation, cellular component: centrosome; nucleus; cytoplasm. NCBI's taxonomy places the organism in Eukaryota, Fungi, Basidiomycota, Agaricomycetes, Cantharellales, Hydnaceae. Gene Ontology annotation, biological process: regulation of cyclin-dependent protein serine/threonine kinase activity; G2/M transition of mitotic cell cycle.